AUGGUGCUGCUGAUAGACCGGUGUUAUAUUACAAUACAAAUCACGAUUCCUGUUUCACAACUCCCAUCGAGGGUUUUAAGGAGUGCUGGGGCGGUCCUGCCCCAGUGCUCCCAGGGCACGGGCAGAACCGGGCCGGACUGGCACGGCGGGAGCGCCACCCGCCCGGGCUCCCUGCCGUCGGGGCACCCGCGGCUCCCCGGGAGAGCUCAGAGCCGGACGAGCAUGGACGAAGCCUGCGAGCGGCCGCUGGGCAGCCGAGGUGCCCGCGCAGGACCGGCGGGCUCCGCGGCGCUGCGGUCCUUCAAGCGCGUCGGCGUCCCCGUCCUGGCGGCCGCGCUCGGCCUCGCCAGCGUGGUCGCCGUCGGCUUCUUCGCGAAGACCUACCUGGAACACUACUACUACUUCUGCUGGUGGCCCCUGCGGCUGCUGCCGCUGCAGCGGGUGUGCGACGGCCGGGCCGACUGCGCGCGGGGCGAGGACGAGGCCGGCUGCGCCCGGCGGGUCCCCGACGGCCCGCGGGUGGGCGUGCGCGUCUCCAGGGACGGGGACGCCCUGCAGGUGCUGGACCCGCUCUCCGGAGCCUGGUGCUGGGUCUGCCACGACGGCUUCACCCUGCUGCUGGCGAAAGCAGCCUGUGAGCAGAUGGGCUACGGCAGCCCGCCCGCCGUCGGGGCGGUGGAGCCGGGCGGCGGGCAGGCCGCGGCGCUGCGCCAGGUCGCGCUGAGCAACGGCAGCCUGCGGCUGCAGGAGGCGGGCAGGCAGUGCCCCUCGGGCUCCGCGGUCUCGCUCCGGUGUUCCCAGGCGUGCGGCGAGAGCGCCGGGGCCCCGCGGGUGCUGGGCGGGCGCCCGGCGGCCAUCGAGGCUUGGCCCUGGCAGGUGAGCCUGCAGUACAGGAAGGAGCACAUCUGCGGCGGCGCCGUCAUCGACCCCGGCUGGAUCCUCACCGCCGCCCACUGCUUCAAGAACAACCCCGCGGUGCACGGCUGGCGCGCCGAGGCCGGCUCCCGCCUGCUCUCGGGCACCGCCAGCCUCGCCGUGGAGAAGGUCUUCCUGGCCGAGGUGACGCCCGCCUCUCCCAAGGACAACGACAUCGCCCUGGUGAAGCUGCGCUCCCCGCUGCGCCUCUCGGCCUGCAGCAAGCCCGUCUGCCUGCCCUACUUCGAUGAGGAGCUGCGCCCGGGCGCCUCGCUGUGGGUCACGGGCUGGGGGUACACGCGGGAGCACGGCACGCUGUCCGAGAGCCUGCAGCAGGCGGAGGUGGAGCUGGUCGACACCCGGAGCUGCAACCUGGCCGCCUACCAUGGGGACGUCACGGAGAAGAUGCUGUGCGCCGGCCUGCCGCAAGGCGGGGUGGACACGUGCCAGGGCGACAGCGGCGGGCCCCUGCUGCGUUCGCGCCGCCGCUGGCACGUGGUGGGCAUCGUCAGCUGGGGCCAGGGCUGCGGCAGCCCCGGCACCCCCGGCGUCUACACCAGCGUCCAGGCCUACCUCAACUGGAUCUACACCGUCCGCAGGUCGGAGCUGUGAGAGCCGCCGGACGCGUCCCCCUCCGCCCCCGGCCUCCCGUCCCUUUCGCGCUUGGCUCCCCCGGCCCCGGC
Messenger RNA from Rhea pennata, 1598 nucleotides. RefSeq names its product transmembrane serine protease 4 (gene TMPRSS4). The record is from RefSeq and is a predicted model, not a curated record. Gene Ontology annotation, molecular function: serine-type endopeptidase activity; protein binding. The transcript has 13 exons. NCBI's taxonomy places the organism in Eukaryota, Metazoa, Chordata, Aves, Rheiformes, Rheidae. Gene Ontology annotation, cellular component: membrane. Gene Ontology annotation, biological process: acrosome reaction; proteolysis. Bases 1 to 1527 code for a protein of 508 amino acids.